UGAUUUCAUUUGCAUCUUUUAUCUCAUUUUAUAUAGGGUUAUCACCCAUAAUCAUUUGACGUCUAUUAAUGCAUCUAUUUUCUACGGGCUCAAUAAGCUUGACUUCGCGUCGUUCCAAGGAAAUCCCAUCACUACCAUUGAACCUGGUGCUCUGAAUGGUUUGCCUACGUUGAGGGAUGUGCGACUUCUUUCUUCUGACAGAAUUCGCCUUCAGCCAAAUACAUUUGUUGGCCCUUCUAAGAUUGAGUUAUUAGUUGUUCGAGACGAACGAGUGUGUUGCAUCGUUCCAGAAAGCUUCGGGUGUAUAACACGAGAACUGCCACAUCCGCUCUUCACGUGUCGAAGGACAUUCCUCCAAAAUAUGACUAUCAAAGUGUUCAUCUGGAUCCUUAGCAUCAGUGCCUUGCUUGGUAAUGGGUUUGUCAUCUUCACAAGAUUGCGGGAUAAACCGACAACAGCCACUGGUACUGUUCAAUCCACCUUGAUCAGCAAUCUGGCAGUGUCGGAUUUCUUGAUGGGUAUAUACAUGUUGAUCAUUGCUGUCAUGGAUCUGUACAUUGGUGAAGCGUACUUCUGGGAUGGCAUCGGGAACGAGUGGCGAACCAGCAAUGCUUGUCAAAUCGCUGGGUUUGUCUCGUUCCUCAGCACCGAGGCAUCGGUUUUCUUGUUGACCUUGAUCAGCGUUGAUCGCUUCAUCGUCAUCCAGUUCCCGUUUAGUCAGAAUCGUCUGGGUGUCAAGUCCUCCCGUGUAUUUGCGGUGAUUGCGUGGCUUCUGGCAUUUAUUCUCAGUGUUGGCUCUCUCCUCUUAAACCAGCUGGAAUCUGACGCACACGGCCUGAGUGAUGUCUGCGUGGGACUUCCGCUCAUCCGGAAGUUCUCCUCGGUAUACUCGGAAGUGGACAGCUACACCUUGACUCGCUACGGUGUCACCACCUUCAACUUUCUUGCCUCUGGAACGUCCCCCACCUGGCAGUUCUCCAUUGCCAUCUACCUUGGAGUGAACCUCGUCAGUUUCCUGGUCAUCAUCUGCUGCUACGUCGCCAUUUUCUUCAGUGUUCGCUUCAGCAGGAAGGCGGCAGGAAAGAGUGCGAAGUCGGCCACUGAGAUCAAGAUGGCGCUCAAGAUGUUUUUCAUCGUCGGGACCGACUUCUUUUGCUGGAUGCCUAUCAUUAUCAUGGGGAUCUUCAUCCAAGCUGGUGUCAUCACUCUCUCAUCCAAUAUCUACGCUUGGUUGGUGGUCUUUGUUCUGCCCAUCAAUUCCUCUAUCAAUCCUUUCCUCUAUACCCUCAUCGAUAAAGUAACCAAAUAA
Strongylocentrotus purpuratus (purple sea urchin) is the source of this 1309-nucleotide messenger RNA. RefSeq names its product G-protein coupled receptor GRL101-like. Bases 362 to 1309 code for a protein of 315 amino acids. Lineage: Eukaryota; Metazoa; Echinodermata; Echinoidea; Camarodonta; Strongylocentrotidae. Gene Ontology annotation, cellular component: membrane. Gene Ontology annotation, biological process: G protein-coupled receptor signaling pathway. The transcript has 4 exons. Gene Ontology annotation, molecular function: G protein-coupled receptor activity. The record is from RefSeq and is a predicted model, not a curated record.